This is a messenger RNA of Brenthis ino (lesser marbled fritillary), 1479 nucleotides long. The record is from the annotation of a GenBank genome assembly. Lineage: Eukaryota; Metazoa; Arthropoda; Insecta; Lepidoptera; Nymphalidae.
AUGGUUUUAGAUUUAGAUUUGUUUCGUGCUGACAAAGAUGGUAAUCCAGACAAAAUUCGCGAAAACCAACGUAAACGCUAUAAAGACGUUGCUUUGGUAGAUAUUGUUGUGGAACAGGACACCUUAUGGAGAAAAUUACGCCACGAUGCCGAUAAUUUAAAUAAACUUAAAAAUGUGUGUAGCAAAGAGAUAGGGCAAAAAAUGAAAAAUAAAGAACCCGUCGGACCAGAAGACGAGCCAGUCCCUCAAGAAAUCUCAGAUAACCUUAUCAAUCUUAUUGGAGAACAACUACGUCCUCUUACAGUAAACCAAAUAAAAAAGGUGAGAGUACUUAUUGAUGAAGCAAUCACAAAAAAUGAAGAAGCUCUAUUAACAGCAGAGAAAACACGUUCCUCAGCCUUAAGGGAGGUGGGUAAUCAUUUACAUGAGUCGGUACCUGUAGAUGAUGAUGAGGAUCACAAUGCUGUUGAGAGAACUUUUGGUGAUUGUGCUGUCAGGCAAAAGUAUUCUCAUGUGGACCUCAUUUGCAUGAUAGAUGGUAUGGAUGGGGAGAGGGGUACUGCAGUAUCAGGUGGUCGAGGGUACUAUCUUAAAGGUCCUGCAGUUUUCCUUGAACAAGCAUUAGUGCAGCUCUCUCUAAGAAUUCUUUUGAAAAAAGGAUAUACACCACUCUAUACACCCUUUUUUAUGAAAAAAGAGGUGAUGCAAGAAGUAGCGCAAUUAGCUCAAUUUGAUGAAGAACUAUAUAAGGUGAUAGGAAAAGGCUCUGAGAACAAGGGAGAUGCAGCUGUGGAGGAAAAAUAUCUCAUUGCGACAUCCGAACAGCCUAUAGCUGCAUAUCACAGGGAUGAAUGGCUUCCAGAAGCUUUGUUACCCAUAAAAUAUUCUGGAUUAUCCACAUGCUUCAGGCAAGAAGUUGGGUCACAUGGUCGUGAUACACGCGGUAUCUUUAGGGUGCACCAAUUUGAAAAGGUAGAGCAGUUCGUUUUAACAUCUCCUCAUGACAACAAAUCUUGGGAAAUGAUGGAUGAGAUGAUCGCUAAUGCAGAAGAGUUCUACCAAAUAUUGGGUAUACCGUAUCGCGUUGUGAAUAUCGUGUCAGGGGCACUCAACCAUGCGGCAGCUAAAAAGUUGGACUUGGAAGCGUGGUUCCCUGGAUCUGGCGCCUUCCGUGAACUGGUCUCGUGCAGCAACUGCUUGGAAUACCAAGCUAGACGUUUGCUUGUCAGAUACGGUCAGACUAAGAAGAUGAAUGCAGCCACGGAGUACGUGCACAUGCUCAACGCGACCAUGUGCGCCACCACGCGCGUCAUCUGUGCCGUACUGGAAGUCCAUCAGAGCGAGCGCGGUAUUGAGAUACCAGAAGCUUUGAAGCCAUGGAUGCCAGAACAGUACCAGGAGUUCAUACCAUUUGUGAAGCCUGCUCCAAUAGAUAUUGAGGCAGCCGCUGCCUCCAAGAAGGGCAAGAAAGAGAAGAAA